This is a messenger RNA of Morchella sextelata, 2211 nucleotides long. RefSeq lists its product as uncharacterized. NCBI's taxonomy places the organism in Eukaryota, Fungi, Ascomycota, Pezizomycetes, Pezizales, Morchellaceae. The transcript is spliced from 3 exons. The record is from RefSeq and is a predicted model, not a curated record. The coding region runs from base 1 to 2211 and encodes 736 amino acids.
AUGAAUAAGGAACAAGUGAAUCCCGAUGGUCCCACAGAGCUUGUCCUUGUUUCACAGUUCCAAGGUGCUCCCGUCUAUAGAGUAGUCGCAAAAACAAAUUCCACCCCAGAAUCUGCAGCCCCCAUCCAAAACAAUUCACAGAGACAUCCUCAACAAAGGGAGGUGAGGAUGCAAGACCCAAUUGACGACUCAAAUCGUGUCCCUUCCCCCCAACGCGAACCUGUUCCUGAAAGUCAAAUCAGAACAGAUGCGGACCGUGGUCCUGGAAUGAUUCCGGUUCCCAUUCCAUCUUUCCCGAAUAUCACACAAGGACAAGCUGUUCUUGGAUACACCAAUAGCCAAUGGUCUUAUCUAUAUAUUCGGGCCCAAGAGCUCGUGAGGCCGUUUGCCGACAAAUAUGCGCAAACAGCCAAUACACCAAUUCAUCUGCGUGCCGAGAACAAUGCAGAGGUUCUGGGGCCGCUCGUGGAGGAGUUUCCUGAUUUGCAGCGGUGUGAAAGCAACUGGGGUGCUAAGUGGGUUGUCAGAAAGGCAAGACACGCAGUCAGUGUCAAAGAUGCUUCUGAAAGACGAAAGUCUCUCAAGCCUCUCAAGCCUAGUCUCGGAACUAUGGCAUCACCGGCAAUCGUGGCUGAAGGCCAAAAAGCGGCGGAAAAAGAAGAAGAAGAAGAAGAAGAAGAAGAAGAAGGCGAUUCUGAGGACGACGUUGAAGCUGCCAAUGACAAGCGUCGCGAUAGGGGCAGCGUCAUCCACUCUCCAGUUGCCGAAGGAGCUCCGGUGCCAGAUUGGCACAAGUACAUGACGCCCAAGUACACCCAAGGGCGCGGGCCCAGCAUAUACGGGCUCACAAAACCAAUAAUCCCGUUCUUUGAGCCUACUGCUGGACCACCAUCCAUGCGUCAUGCCUCCUCCGACCUUGGUAGUAGCCGCUCCCUGGCUACUAAGAGACGUGGUAAACGUCUUCCGCACCCCCCAUCACCCACUCAGGCUAGCCCCACGGGCGAGCCAGUGAUUGUCAACCCGGACCAUCCAGUCAUGAGCGGCCCCACCAAGCACUUGAGUGCAGUAAGCUCCGAACCAUCUCCGGUCAGGCGAACAGUCGGCUUUACCAUUCCUAAAGCUACCCGCCAUAUGUCAACCCCGGUUCUAUCUAUGUCCGAAGAUAGUCCUAAGCAAGAUGACUCGGACGAUCCAAUGCAGAUGGACGAGAAGGAGGAGCAACAGGAAACAAGUAGUAGAUACCAUAAGGCUGUCCCUGAAUCUCCACAAAGGAUUCCAGCAGACCAGGAAUCUGUCAAGCGCAUAAUGGAUCAUCAAUAUACCGAUCAACCUGCAUCAGAAACCUUCGUCCUACCACCUAUUAGGGGACUUCUCCCAACCUCAAGCUUUGGGGUCGUCCAAGAAAGAGGCGACCAAGCGAGGAUGUUGCCGUUCAGUAAUGGCAGCAGAGCGGGACCUGGAUUUGUCAAUAGCUUUCCGAGGUUCGACCAAUUGGCCGGCAGUGCAAGUGGUGAGAGAGGUGGAAAGAUCAACAUCGUCAAUAGGGACCCAGGACCAGACAUGAACCCUUUAAACCGUGAUCCUUACGGCAACUUUGGGAGGGGCAACAACCAUAAUGGAGCCCCGAAUUUCCAAAAUGGAGGCCAAGGUGGUUUUAAUGGAGCCCAGGGUGGUCCUAACGCAGGGCAUUACCACCAGGAGAGCUUCUAUCGCAACACUGGUACCUAUGCUAACGGACUGCCUACUGAUCCAUACGGAUUUGUUAUGAAUCAAGGCCAGUAUUAUGGCGGUACGGCUCCAAACGGGCCUUCUCCUUAUGCAGCCGUUCCUCCUCACGGAUCAGGAAACAAUGUCUAUGGCAUCAACAAUCCGAGCAACGGCAUUAACGCUCCCCUCAACAUUCAACCGCACCCUGGCUACAACCAUAUUGCCGGUAACAACAAUCUCUACCACCAGCCCAGCUAUGGUUGGAAUGGACAAAACGCCCAUGGAGCUGCUCCCAAUGGCUCCAAUGCGGUUGGAAAUGAAGGCACCAGAACCGCCAUGGACGGUGCUCCUCCCCAUCCCGGUGGAGAAACCGAUGAACCCAGAGCAGAAAAAAGACGCACAAAAGUAGGAAAGAAGAAGAAGAAGAAGAAGAAGAAGAAGAAGAAGAAGAAGAAGAAGAAGAAGAAGAAGAAGAAGAAGAAGAAGGGUAGUCACUCGGGAUAA